GUUGCAGCAUUCUCACAAGUCACAAGUCACAUCCACUAAGAAUCCCCCCGAAAGAGUACGAUGCGAGGUCGAUUUCUCAACAUCGACUACUUCUCUACUCCGCCUUCUCAGGUAUACGAAGCCCUAGGCUUCCUCAAUCUCCCAGCUCCCGAUGAUUUCCCGGCUCCUCUCUUCCGCGACCGGAGCGAAGAGUUUCUUCGAUUCGAACCUGUCGAAGGCUUCUCUCUCCCGAUCGAUAAUCUCCCUAUCGGAGAUGCGUUAUCGAAGUUCCUCUCCGACGUGGUUCCCGAUCGCGUCAGCGUCGACUACGGAGCCUUCGAGAUGGAUUACUCUUCCCUCGGAGACGAGCUUAAGUUUAUUCUCGGCCGUGGAGAUCCUCAGUUCCUCGAGAAGAGUGAAGGAGAUGCCAUUGAGGAGAAAGUUACACUAGAUUUGAACAUUGUUCAGCUGGAGACUCCAGAGAUGGAUUUCGAAAUGGAGAAUAAGCUCUCAUCGAAGAUUGAGGAUCUCCAAUGUCUCUCUAAAGUUCUAGAGAUCGAAAAUGAGCCGGUUAAGUUCGAGGAGUCAGAUGUUAUCCUACAGAACUCAAGCGACAUCAAGCAGGAGAUUUAUUCUGUUGAUUGCAUUUCUUCUGAUUACUUCACAGAGAACAGUACUUCGGUGAGAGAAGAUGAAUGCUUCCGCAAGAAUCGACCAUGGUUCAGAGAUGCUGUAUUUCCCCUUCUAGAAGUGGAUGAAGUAAACUUGAACGAACUAUCAUGCUUGUCUAUGCGUGAUAAAGUAUUUGCUGUUCUCGAAAGGAUUGAGCCCAGAGAUAUGGAUACAGAGAGUUCUCUCGUUAUCAACUCUAAGGAGCUUAUAGGCUCUAAGGAUUAUGAUAUAUUGGAUAUCCUCUCUACGGAUUGCUAUUCAAACAAGAGUGUCCAGUCUGAUGUGGUACCGCAGGAAAUUGAUAUAGUGACUAUCUUGGAAAUACCAAAUCCUGAGGAAAGCUUUCAGUUUGAUCAGGGGAAGCUGGCUGUUGAUGUGGUCUCGGUAAAUUUUGAGGAAGUUCAGAUCUUGGAUGUGGAGAUAUCUGAUGUUUUCAGCAGCUUCUGUUGUCUUCAACAACCCAUUGAACCAGAAAUAUGUCCCGGGAUGUUCAGUGAAGAGAUGAACUUCAAGAGUUUCGAUGAGUUAGUUGUCAGUUCUGAACUUGCCUUCGCAGAUGAUGCCUUCAAGUCUAUGCCUACUCCUAUCUUAAAUGAUUAUGAGAUAACAAGAUCUCUGGAACUCAUUUAUGAGAAUUAUUUGUCAAAGAUCAAGCCUCAAGCGUUUCCGGCAUCAAAUGACAUAUACUUGCCGCUAAACCUUCUUGAGGAGACAAAGCACAACCAUGAAGCCCAUUUUUGUGAUUAUCUGUCUGAAGCAAUAGUUACAUGCAACAUUGAUUAUGAUUUGGAAUCGUUACAAGGAGACAGAUGGGUUUAUGAUUUCGUGCUCUCUGAAGAUGCUUUCUGUCAGCCACUUGUAGAGAGAUGCACUGAACCUUUUUAUGGUAUAUCUACCCUUGAUGAGUACCCUCCAGUCAAUACUUCUCAUGGGUUAUUGGAACGCCCUUGUCCAGAAACAGGAUCCGGGGAUUGUGGAAGGGAUGAUUACGCUAAAAAGGCUGCCCUGGUGUUCAAAUCAAUGUCUGCUUUUGAUGACUUAACUUUUUUCAUGGAUCCUCAGAAAGCUGUGAUUGAAGAGAAUCUUGAGUCUAGAGUCGAAGCUGCUAAGACUGCCAACCAUAAAAUUACGUCCACUGACUCAAAGGCUUCAUGUAUAUCUGGUGGCAUGCACCCAAGCUCGAAGACAGAGGAUAUGAAAGUUCACAGUGUUCGCCCUUCAGAAAAUAUUCUGGCCCUUGUUCGGGAUUUUGAGAAGAGCUAUUUAACUCUCGUGAAGGAUGAACAAGAGUUGAUUUCAACUUUAUCAGAAGAUAAACUGAAGUUACUCAGCAUUUCGAAAGGAAAGCUUAUCGACUGCAUACGAAAGGCAAAUGUCCACAAAACACCGUCAGCUGAUGAUAAGACCUUCACGUUUGCAUUGCUACUAGCAAUUAAACAGAUGACAUGGUAUUUAUGUUUCUUUGGUAUCCGUGUGGCAUAUCUCUAUCUUAACAAGCUAUGUCGGAGCUCAAAUCCCAUGAAGCUAGGAUUGCACACGCUUUACUCAUCAUUUGAAUCAGAACACAUGUCAACUGAGAGAGACAUCACUAGAUCACAUCCAUCCCUAGCUGUUAUCCAGGGGAUUUUACAGUCAAAAGUUGUCCGUGGGAAUUCCAAAGCGUUACUUUUGGCGGAGAAAGUUUUUUGGUCCUCGCUGAAGAGGCUAUUGGUGUCCAUGGGGUUAUCUUACAAUGAGCUCAACAGUCCGUCCCCAAGUGGAAAUCAACUGAAUCUUAAUGAAGCAACAGAACCUUGUUCCCUGCCAACCACAGACUGUCUGCUCGUCGCUUACGAGCGCAUUUCUCCAUCUUUUCCUGUGGAGAAUUUCAGCGUCAUUGUAGAAUAUGGAGGUCCAAAUGCAUCGCCCAGAGUCUCAUCUCCUUUAAAGUUGGACUCCUUUCCUUGCUUUCAUUUUAUAAAAGUGGAGCUGGAUAUGUCCAGUGCGUCCGGGCAACUCUCUGCAGGUGUUACAGUACCUUAUAGUCUCAAAAUGGUAAAGGGAGAUGAAUUUGAGAUGAAAACUGGGUGGUUGGAAGAAGUGUUGAACUUUGUUCCACUUGAAAGUUUGUGUUCCGCUGAAUCUUCAGAAUCUACGAAGGAAUCUAAAUUUGACUCCGUGCCGCAAGAAUCUGGAAGAAAAUUUGGGAUAAAUGAGCAGGGAGUUCUCUCUGACCAAAGAGCUGUGAUUGUAGUGAACACAAAAACUGUUGACAAGGAGAUGAUAAUAUCCAGAAGAAGUACAUAUCAAAAGGUCUUGGCAAUGGAAAAAGAAGGAGUGCAAGUUGUGGAGCGCGAUUCCGAUCUACCUGUGGACCUGAUGCUAAGUCCUGCGAUUUGUCUAGUCUGGUAUGAUUGUGGAAAGGUUAGUAAGAAGUCGGGUGCCACUAUUGGUGCUUCCUCGAGCUCACUUUCAUGGAUUGGGGAUAUCGCAACCAAUGUUUUGACGUCAUUGAGUUUCGGUUUCAGCACCUGUGUUAUGGUUUUUGAGGGGGUACCCACUUGCCUGGCUACAGUAAUGGACUCUUCUGAUGAACUGUAUGCAGCAGCUGGCAGCCUGGGAAUCAAUUUACAGAUCUUUUACUCAUCGUCAGCUGAUUUAAGUGAUGAAAUAAUACUGAGGUGUAUCAAAUCUUCUGUUAAAUCUUCACAAGUCCAUGCCAAAAUGCCUGAGUCAGAAUCUCUUGCAGAAUCAUUUCUCACCAAGUUUCCUUCCGUGAACCCGCUUACAGCUCAUGUAAUUCUGUCAUCUUCUGGAUCACUUCUCGAAUUCAUGAAGCUCCCACAUAGUAGCAAGGUUCAAAUGUUGCAAAAGUAUCAUGUACCUGAAGAGAGUGUUGAACUCUUCAGUUCAUUAUGCAGAUACGGUGCAAGGGAGGACUCCAAAUCUGUAAUGACAGACAGCGCUUCUUCUGUAUCUUCUGGAGCUGACUCAGACACCCACCAUCUCAAUGUCCAUUCUGGUUCGAAAAGGAAACAGUACAUUACUGGGAAAGACGAGACUGAUAUGGAAGACUCGAUCCAUUGUGUUCCUUCGACAGAGUUUGCUGGUACGAAGCGCAAGCCUUCAGGGGAUUUCCAACUUGAUGAUCCUUGGUCAUCUAGAGAUCAUGAGAUGUUUCAUUUUGACCCUGUCACUGAAUUCCCCGAUGCACCUCUCAAACCUUCUGGGAUCAUUCAUCCUAACGACUCUUGGCCAUCUAAAGAUCCUGAGAGGUUUGACAAGAAGUCAGGACCUGGUUCUUCAUCGAAGGACACGUUCUGGGAGAAUGAUUUUGGAGCCGAGGACAACCUUCCUGGAUUUGAAAGUUGGAGUUUCCCCGUUACAGAUGAAUCCAUGAGUCAGAACAGAGGACGCAAGUUUCCUGUGAUGGGACAAGUUAACUUGCACGACACUAGAAACUCAGCGAACUUCAUGGGAGACUACAAAGGUGAAGUUAUCAACAUAGAGGAUCGUAAGUUUCUCGAGGAAGAUCUCCCUCCUUCUCCUGGUUAUAACCGGUACUCUCCAGUAGUUUCUGAUGUUGCUGAAGAUCAGAGAAAAUCGAAGUCUGCAAGGAAGUUAUCUUUCUCUGAAUCUAUCCAGCCUAUCUUCCCAACAGCAGCUGAGAUUAACUUCAGUUCUGAGAGGUUACCUACUACUCCUUCGCGUGGCUAUCUUGACAACUUCCCAGCAAAACGUCAACGGACCCUUCUGGAGGAAGUCUUAACACGGAGAUCUUCAGUUUCCACAACAGAUCAUCCAUUUCAAGAAGAGAUAUCACAUUUUGGUGGGUCUCCACUAUCAAACGCAAUCCGUUCUCCAGAUCCAGUACGACGUUCUCCUUGGACUGUUGAUUUUCUCAACAGAGUCAGAGAAAGGAGUACAGAAAGGAAGCAGCAACUAUCACUUCUCUCUCAUCUCACUCCUUCUAGUCUGGAAACUCGAGUUGACCCAAAGAAACCUAAUAUCAAGAGGAAGAGUCCUUCCAUAAUAGAAUUUUUCAAGCAUAAAGGAGGCAACGCUCGUAGUAGCAGAGUUCCAGAAGAGAGAAAGCAGAAGCGGUUCAAGAAUUCUUCAGCCUCGCCACAAAACGAGAGAUUUGACUCGCUUCUUAGGUCGUAUACGCCAGUUGAUAAGCGAGCAAAACAGUCUCUAUCUUUCGCUGGGAGUGGAUCUGGAGGCCAAACAAAACUGGUCUGGAAGUAAUGAACAGUCAGAAAUUCAGUGUGGACCAAUCUUUAUCUUCCUGGUGGAGAAGAAGAUAUGCUACAUCGCGCUAUCUGAUUCGUCCUACCCAAGAAAGCUACUUUUUCAUUACCUGCAGGAUCUUCAGAAGGAACUUGAUAAUUUCGGUGAGACAACACUUAUCCAAACAACCUCAAAACCCUAUAGCUUCGUGAGGUUUAGUAAGAUCAUAGGGAGAAUAAGGAAGCAAUAUAUGGAUACGAGAACACAGGCUAACCUAUCG
Molecule: messenger RNA, 5140 nt
Organism: Brassica rapa (field mustard)
Lineage: Eukaryota; Viridiplantae; Streptophyta; Magnoliopsida; Brassicales; Brassicaceae
Product: protein SHORTAGE IN CHIASMATA 1
Biological process (GO): resolution of meiotic recombination intermediates; reciprocal meiotic recombination
Source: RefSeq, a predicted model, not a curated record